Molecule: messenger RNA, 2056 nt
Organism: Ictalurus furcatus (blue catfish)
Lineage: Eukaryota; Metazoa; Chordata; Actinopteri; Siluriformes; Ictaluridae
Product: inositol-trisphosphate 3-kinase B
Exons: 8
Coding region: 194-2014 (606 amino acids)
Biological process (GO): inositol phosphate biosynthetic process
Cellular component (GO): cytoplasm; nucleus
Molecular function (GO): inositol tetrakisphosphate kinase activity; inositol-1,4,5-trisphosphate 3-kinase activity
Source: RefSeq, a predicted model, not a curated record
UGAUGUCGUGAUGUCACAGCAUGCAAAUGCAAGGCUGUGGAUGUCAAUAGUAAAGCCUUUGAGUGAAAGCAAAGAGCACACUCUGCACUCUCCACUUGGAUCCAAUUUUUUGGAUUACCGCAUUUUUUUUUAUUUGUUAUGUGGAUUGUAUUUGGUAACCUAGCUCCAUGAAAGGACGUUUACUUCAAGAAAUAUGAGCACAUCAAUGGAUAUGCCUGAGGAAGAUGAAUCAGGACCAUCCAGCAAAGCAGAAAAUGUAGAGAGCAUGAGAAACCAGUUGAAAGCAGAGGUAGAGACAAUAGAUGAAUUUGAGAAUAACUGCAUGAAGGAAGCUCUGCUCGCUAGCCGAAGGUCAAAGCCCAAACUUGUGUCUGCUCAGGCUGUGCUCUCAUCCAGACUAGAACCAGAAAUUAUUCAAAAGGAACUGUUUGUGAGUGCUUCAGAAAAGCCAGAGGACUGGGAACCUAACAGUAUGCUGAACUGGUCUGAAACCAACACUGGAGCAAAAGAGAAAGACAGAGAAAAUGAAAAUACGAAACACAUUGCUGGUAAAGGGGGUUUAUUUUCUGGAGAAAUGUCCAGAAAGAAUACGUGGCUAGCUGGACAGAGGGAAAGAUUGAGAGGGAAGAGGAGAGAGAGGCUGGAAGGUAGAGCAGAGAACAUAGAGGAGGAGGAUGACAACACCACGAAUGAGAAAGAAAUGAACCCAGGAAUUAGACUGAGACACACACAAAGGCAGUGGAGCUCUAAGGAGGCACAAGAUGAAGAGUCAGAAAAGGAUGUGACAGGGCUGAGAGGGGCAGCGCAAAGAAAUAUCGAUGUGGACGCAGAGAUGAGAGGAACGGUCCCCCACCGCAUAUUCUCAAAGGUUUUAGCCAACUCUUUUGCCUCAUCAUCUUCCUCCUCAUCAUCAUCUUUCAACUAUUCCUCAGCGGAAAGUGACGAGGUCUUCAGUGAGGGAGAGGAGAUGGCCAAGAGGAAAGAUGUGAGAAGGUGUCGAUCCUGGAGGACAUUCCUGACUAUGAUGCAGUGGUCAAAGCGCAGGCAGAGUUCCUGGAUACAGCUGGCUGGACACCAAGGUAACUUCCAGCUGGGUGAAAGUGGGGAGGUGCUGAAGAGAUUCAAUGAGGUGGAGGAUACCUGUCUGCAGGCACUCAUGUCUGAUCCACUCCAUCAAUUUGUGCCUCGUUAUCACGGGCACAUCAGCAGGAACGGAGAGAACUACAUCCGUCUGGAGGACCUGCUGAGCGGCCUCAAGCAGCCUGUCAUCAUGGACUGCAAAAUGGGCAUUCGCACCUACCAAGAGGAGGAAAUUGUGAAAGCAAGAACCAAAGCUAGCAUCCGAAGAGAUAUGUACCAGAAGAUGGUGAAAGUAGAUCCUACAGCUCCUACAGAAGAAGAACAUGCACGGAGAGGCGUGACAAAGCUGCACUACAUGCAAUGGAGAGACAGCACAAGUAGUACAGCAACAUUAGGAUUCCGCAUAGAAGGCAUAAUGACAGAGAAUGGGAUUGUACAACGAGAUUUUAGUCAAACUCAGAGCAAAGCACAAGUUACAGAGGCCCUGCUAUUAUUUACCAAGAGGCAGGUAGACAUUCUUGAAGCCUAUCUGUCCAGGCUGGAUGUGCUGAAAGAGACAUUAAAGGAGUCUGCCUUUUUCAGAAGCCAUGAGGUAAUAGGCAGCUCUCUCCUUUUCGUCCACGAUCGUCCCACCAACAAAGCCAACAUAUGGAUGAUUGAUUUUGGGAAGACCACUCCAGUGCCCAGUAAUGUGCAUUUAAAGCAUGAUAUUCCAUGGGUUGAGGGAAACCGGGAAGAUGGAUAUCUAUUGGGGCUGGCAUCCCUCAUCUCUUUGCUGCAUGUUGCUAUCAGGGAAAUUAGGGGACAAGGCCUGAAGACCCACCAAUCACUGACAGAGCACAUAGUGUCAGAAUUUAAUCAACACCAGCCUGGGAUAAAUGAGGCAACAACAGACUUUUUAAAGGAAACUACUGCCACCAACAAUAUGGACUGAUGCUGGAUAGAGUCAUUGCAUAUAUCCUGUAUAUACAUCAUA